This is a messenger RNA of Gracilinanus agilis (Agile Gracile Mouse Opossum), 1194 nucleotides long. Its product is annotated as immunoglobulin superfamily member 1-like. The coding region runs from base 1 to 1194 and encodes 397 amino acids. NCBI's taxonomy places the organism in Eukaryota, Metazoa, Chordata, Mammalia, Didelphimorphia, Didelphidae. The record is from RefSeq and is a predicted model, not a curated record. The transcript has 9 exons.
AUGAGCCCAACAGUCACAUUGCUAUACGCCAUUGGGCUGCAUAUGGAAGGAGUGAUUAGGGCACAGAUGGGCACUCUUACCAGACCAACCCUAUUGGCUGUCCCGAGUCCUUUGGUCUCGUAUGGAGGAAAUGUGACCCUCAGGUGUGAGAGCCAAGUGCACAGUGGCAGGUUCCAGCUAUGGAAGGAUGCAGAGCUCAUAGAGGAGAGAAAGGCAUUCCAGGGGCUGGCACAGUUCAUGCUCAAGAAUGUGGACAAAAUGAUUAUUAAAGGAAGCUACAGCUGCCGCUACAGCCUGGGGACCUCAUGGUCAGAGCCCAGUAAACCCCUGUUCCUGGUGCUGGAAGAACUACUCCCUAAACCCAUUCUAUGGGCCCAGCCAGGCCCAGUGGUGGCUCCAGGAACCAACAUCACUCUCUGGUGCUCAAGACCCAAGGUGUCUUCUGUUAAAAAACGGACAUUCACUCUGUGGAAGAAUAAAACUCAGCCGCCCUUACAAAAGCAGCUCUCAGCAGAGUCCCAGACUGGUUUCUUCCUCUCUUCCGUGAGCCCCGAGGAUACUGGGAGCUAUAAGUGUACUUAUAUGGAACAUAGUGGCUUUACUAGAGGCUCAAAGAUGAGCGAUGCCCUGGAGUUGGUGGUUCCAGAUUCCUUCCCCAAGGCUUCCCUCUCAGUCCAGCCUAGCCCAGAGGUGGCCUCAGGAACCAACGUGACCCUCCAGUGUCAUGGCCCCUCUUGGAGUACUGGGUUUCUUCUGUACAAGGAGGGAGAUGACAAAAUCCUUCAAGGCACAGAUAUCAUUCAAAAUGGAGCCCAAUUCCUCUUGAUUCAUGUGACCCCCAAGCACUCUGGCAUUUACACAUGCAGCUACCAGCCCAGCACCAAAGGCAGUCAAUGGACACAGCACAGUGACCCUCUGGAGCUAAUUGUGAGAGCCCCAGCUUUAGUGCUCAGAAGCAACAUCAUCACCCUCAGUUUUGUCUCCAUCCUCUUCCUCUGUGUUCCUCUGUUGACAUUCCUCUGCUAUUCAUCCAGCCCUAUGGGAGCCUUUCUGGGAGACAGCCCUAGGAGGUGCUUCUGCUGCCCUUGUCUUCCCCAGACAGUCUCCCCCUCUCAUCAUCUUGAGGACCCCAGAGAGGAAACCCUAUAUGCAGAAGUGGCCAAUGAGAGACCAAGGGAAAGAAUAGUGACUUAA